Lodderomyces parapsilosis is the source of this 954-nucleotide messenger RNA. It is a transcript of the gene CCC1, whose product is annotated as Ccc1p. The record is from RefSeq and is a predicted model, not a curated record. Lineage: Eukaryota; Fungi; Ascomycota; Pichiomycetes; Serinales; Debaryomycetaceae. Bases 1 to 954 code for a protein of 317 amino acids. Gene Ontology annotation, molecular function: manganese ion transmembrane transporter activity; iron ion transmembrane transporter activity. The transcript has a single exon. Gene Ontology annotation, biological process: intracellular manganese ion homeostasis. Gene Ontology annotation, cellular component: fungal-type vacuole membrane.
AUGUCAUUAGUAGCUUUGAAAAACGGUGUAGCUAGCGUGUUAAGCAAGAAGAACUCCUCAGAUGAAGAGCUUGAAAGAGCAAACAGACUUUUGGAGAACAAUAGCCUUCCAUACGGUUCCACAGACAACAACGGCAACAAUAGUGACGACAGGGCAGCCGAAAUAGCAAGAGAAGAAGCUGUUAUACAUGCAGCAGCCUCAAUAGCAUCAUCUUCAGCAAACAAAGAGGAGGAAGAAGCAAACAACAGCUUUUUGACAAAUUUCUUUAAUAGGUUUGAUCCAAGAGUCAUGUCAGAUAUAAUUAUUGGCCUAAGUGAUGGGUUAACGGUGCCGUUUGCGUUGACUGCUGGUUUGUCUUCAUUGGGAGACUCCAAGUUGGUUAUUACUGGUGGUAUGGCUGAAUUAGUAUCGGGUGCUAUAUCUAUGGGUUUAGGUGGGUUUUUGGCCGCCAAAUCGGAGAGUGAAUAUUACAAUUCUCAAGUGAAAAAGGAGAAAUUGAGCUUUUUCAAGAAACCAGAAACCGUUAAUCAAGAUGCUGCUGAGAUUAUGUUUGAAUUGGGUGCUAGUGAACAAACAAUUAUAAGUUUUUUAAAGGACUUGGAUUCAAAACCCAAAAAUUUGAUUGACUUCAUUAUCAGAUUUGGUAGAGGCUUGGAAGAGCCAGCUGAAGGAAGAGAAUUUACUUCAGCAAUGACUAUAGGAUCUGCAUAUUUCCUUGGUGGAUUUGUACCCCUUUUACCAUAUUUUUUCACCAAUGUCGUCAAGACUGGGUUAUUGAUUUCUGUGAUUGUGAUGUUGAUCACAUUGUUUAUCUUCGGCUUUAUCAAAACUUCUAUAUCCUUGGGAGAUGAUUGCGGGAACCACAAGAAAGUCGCCGAAGGAUUUCAAAUGGUUGCUGUUGGCUCAGUGGCUGCUGGUGCAGCUUGGGGACUUGUAUACCUUAUAGAUAACUGA